Clarias gariepinus (North African catfish) is the source of this 1519-nucleotide messenger RNA. RefSeq names its product transaldolase 1 (gene taldo1). Gene Ontology annotation, biological process: pentose-phosphate shunt, non-oxidative branch; pentose-phosphate shunt; carbohydrate metabolic process. Lineage: Eukaryota; Metazoa; Chordata; Actinopteri; Siluriformes; Clariidae. The record is from RefSeq and is a predicted model, not a curated record. The transcript is spliced from 8 exons. The coding region runs from base 112 to 1125 and encodes 337 amino acids. Gene Ontology annotation, cellular component: cytoplasm; intracellular anatomical structure. Gene Ontology annotation, molecular function: transaldolase activity.
GCGCUUGCCAUUUCUAGAUCUUUUUUUUCUUUCCAGAACCCCUCGUGUCCGUGUCCUCGUGCUGCCGCGCGCGCCCCGGUAUAACGGUAUAAAAGCCUCCCCCUGAACGCCAUGUCUCAUUCUCCGGACAAACGCCGAAAGAUGGAGUCUGCGCUCGAGCAGCUGAAGAAGCACACCGUGGUCGUGGCUGACACGGGGGACUUUAACGCAAUUGAAGAGUACAAGCCUCAGGACGCUACAACAAACCCAUCGCUUAUCCUGGCAGCGGCAAAGAUGCCCACUUAUCAGCACCUCGUGGACCAGGCUAUUAAAUUUGGCAUUGCCAAUGGCGGGACUGAAGAGGAGCAGAUCACGAACAUCAUGGACAAGCUGUUUGUCAGCUUCGGUGUGGAGAUCCUCAAGAAGAUCCCCGGGCGAGUCUCUACAGAGGUGGACGCCAGGUUAUCGUUUGAUAAAGAUGGGAUGGUGGCUCGAGCACGGCGACUCAUCACUUUGUACGAAGAGGCUGGAGUGAAUAAGGACAGAGUGCUCAUCAAGCUUUCCUCCACAUGGGAGGGCAUCCAGGCUGGGCGGGAGCUGGAGGAGAAAUAUGGCAUCCACUGUAACAUGACCCUGCUGUUCUCCUUCGCCCAGGCGGUGGCUUGUGCCGAAGCCAAGGUCACGCUUAUUUCUCCCUUUGUAGGCCGCAUACUGGACUGGUACAAAGAAAACACAGAGCGCAAGACCUACGAGCCACACGACGACCCCGGUGUGAUCAGCGUGACGAAGAUCUAUAACUACUAUAAGAAGUUUGAUUACAGCACUGUAGUGAUGGGUGCAUCCUUCAGGAAUACUGGAGAGGUCAAGGCCUUGGCUGGGUGUGAUCUUCUUACCAUCUCCCCAGGGCUGCUGGGAGAACUGAGCCAGGAUCACAGCACCGUGUCCCCUACUCUCUCUCCGGAGAAAGCAAAGGAUGGUGAUCUGGAGAAGGUCCACAUGGAUGAGAAGACCUUCCGCUGGCAGCACAACGAGGACCGUAUGGCUGUGGAGAAGCUCUCAGACGGAAUCCGGAAAUUCGCCCUCGACGCAGUGAAGCUCGAGAAGAUGAUCAGGGAGAAGAUGCUGGAUGUGAAGAACGGACAGUGACUCUCUGAUUAAAACCAGAGAAGACCCCCGGGCCAUCCUGAAGCCGCUGCCUGAGGCGGUGAACUUUUGCUUCUGAAGCUAAAACUCAUUCCACAGUCUUAAACCUCAGACCACUAAGAGCUCCUGCACUAAUCAUAAACUUUUGUCUCUGUUUGGGGAGAAAGUCCUUUGAGAAACAAGCAUUCCUAUUUUUUUAAAGCUAAAAUAUUAAUCGAUGAAACAAAAAAACAAUAAUGUGUGUUUUGAAGGACCCAAAACUAAAGGGACCCAAAGGAACUAAAGACAAACACUGUGUUCACUUUUCCUUUGUUCUGUAUUACUGUUACUGUAACAGAUCAAACUUCAGAUCUACUGUUGCUUCAUGGUUUUCAAUAAAAACGCUAUCAGGAAUUUA